This is a messenger RNA of Eremothecium sinecaudum, 468 nucleotides long. Its product is annotated as HHL254Cp. The record is from RefSeq and is a predicted model, not a curated record. The transcript has a single exon. Lineage: Eukaryota; Fungi; Ascomycota; Saccharomycetes; Saccharomycetales; Saccharomycetaceae. Bases 1 to 468 code for a protein of 155 amino acids.
AUGGUCUCAAUGUUUCACCUCGAUGACUUACCCGCCGAAGUUAAACUGUUAAUAAUCUCUUACGCGCCAGAAUUAAGUACGGCUUCAAAGCACUACUAUUAUCUGCGCAACAAUCGAGAGCCAAAUAAGCUGUCGAAGAUUGAAAUGCUGCCAAAAGAUAUUAAGAUCCGCUUAUUAUCUUUGGCACCCAACCUGCGAUUUGCUUCAGCAGAGUGGUAUUGCUUACAUAAUGAGUUAUACAGACAGAAGUGUCAGUGUAUAUAUUCCGGGAAGUGGACUUAUAAACAUUUAAAAAUCGCUCAACAAGUCCGGUGUCAGUGUCAAGGUACUGAGCCCUUAAGGAAACUAUGCCUUCGUUACUCUGCGAGGACUUGCAGCUCCUUGCAGGACAACUCUUCAGUACUACCCUACUUUUCUGACUCGUGGCAUUAUAUAUAUGAGAACAUAUUAGAUUACCAUGACAUAUAA